GACAGAAAAGUAAUUGUGAAAACUAUGAAGACAUAUAUUGAAAAAAUAGCAAUGGGUGAAUUUUCUCAUCUGGUCUUGCUGGCAGCAUUUGAUUGCAUCGAUGACACUAAACUUGUGAAACAGUUAAUUCUAUCAGAAAUAACUGCUGCUUUACCCAAUAUAAUAAACAACAAAUAUGGAAAGAAGGUCUUGUUGUACUUAUUAAGUCCUAGAGACCCUGCACAUUUUGUUCCAGAAAUCAUCACACUUCUGCAACAGGGAGAUGGAAAUGCUUAUAGUAAGAAGAAUACUGAAGUCCGCCGUCGUGAACUCCUGGAAGCCAUUUCCUCACCUUUGCUAGAAUAUUUACAAGAACAUGCCCAAGAAGUAGUCAUAGACAAAGCUACCUUUGUCUUGGUUGCUGACAUCUUAAGAACAUCUGUUGGUGACAUCCAGCCUGCACUAGAUGCAAUUGCUAAUUUAGCAGCAGAAGAGCUGGUUCCAGGUGGCCAUGAUGGGCAGCUUCACAUUGCAGAGCAUCCAGCAGGCCAUCUAGUUUUGAAAUGGUUAAUAGAACAAGAUGAAAAAAUGAGGGAGAGUGGAAAAGAAGUUUGCUUUGGAAGAACAUUGCUGGAACGUGUUGGUAUUGAGAAUAUGAAGACCUGGGCAGAAGUAAAUCGAGGCGCCAUUAUUCUUUGUUGCCUUCUACGGAGCACCGAUCAAAAAGUGGCAAAUGCAGUCAAAAAAGGACUGAAAAAACUUGUCCCAAAGUUGAAGUUAAAUAAAAAUGUAAAAGGAAUAGAAGCAUUACUGGAGAAAUUGACUUCCUAGUGUAAAUGAAGCUAAAAAGACAAUUUACAUCAAUGCAAUCAGCUGAGAGUUGGUAAGAUUUUGCAUCGUGGUUGUUUUAAGACACAGUAUAUGCAUUUGUAAAUUAAAUAAUUUCUAAA
Messenger RNA from Nestor notabilis (Kea), 929 nucleotides. Its product is annotated as pumilio domain-containing protein KIAA0020-like. Gene Ontology annotation, biological process: regulation of translation. Lineage: Eukaryota; Metazoa; Chordata; Aves; Psittaciformes; Psittacidae. The transcript has 7 exons. Gene Ontology annotation, molecular function: mRNA binding. The record is from RefSeq and is a predicted model, not a curated record. The annotation marks the transcript as partial. Gene Ontology annotation, cellular component: nucleolus.